Musa acuminata AAA Group (dessert banana) is the source of this 2315-nucleotide messenger RNA. Its product is annotated as E3 ubiquitin-protein ligase ATL42-like. The transcript has a single exon. The record is from RefSeq and is a predicted model, not a curated record. The coding region runs from base 16 to 1389 and encodes 457 amino acids. Lineage: Eukaryota; Viridiplantae; Streptophyta; Magnoliopsida; Zingiberales; Musaceae.
AAAUCCAAUACAAAAAUGAGGGAAGAGGCCAAAAAUCUUCCUACACAACACAACAUAGGAAAGACCAACAUGCUCCCCACACAUCCUUAUUCUCAUGCUAUGCCUCUCCUUCUUUCCUUGGAUCUCGUGUUCCUCCUGGUAUCUGUCCCGGCCGCCUUCGUCGCCGCACAGCCGUCGGAUGCCAACACAUGGUCGCAGCCGGACGUCACCAUCUCCUUCCGGCCUGGGGUGGCGGUGGUUAUCGGAAUCUUCGCCAUCAUGUUAUCGGUCACCUUCCUCCUGCUUGUAUAUGCCAAGUUUUGCCACUCUGCGGCCUCGGAGUUCUUCCGCACGGCGUCCGCCGGCCAUGGCGAGUUCCUCCUCCCUCAGCAUCGGUUCUCCGGCAUAGACAAGGCCGCCGUCGAGUCGCUUCCCUUAUUCCGGUUCUCGACGCUGCGCGGAGCCCGGGACGGCCUCGAGUGCGCCGUCUGCCUGUCGAGGUUCGGAGACGCGGACGUCCUCCGCCUGCUGCCGCGGUGCAAACACGCGUUCCAUGUCGACUGCGUUGACCGCUGGCUCGAGGCUCACUCCACGUGCCCGCUGUGCCGAUGCAAGGUCGACGCGGAGGACGCCGAGCUCUUCAAGUGCUCCACCAGCUCCCGCUUCCUGUUCUCCUCCGACCGCCAUGAGGACGGCCUCCCCGACCUCGAGCUGUUCAUGGAGAGACAACGCUUCGACGACGGCGACCACCGCUGCUCAUCAAGAUUCAGCAUAGGAAGCAGCUUCAGGAAGAUCAGCAGGAGCACCAAGGAGAAGGAAGAUCUCAGGUCGCUGGAAGAAGGCACCAACGAUGCUCAACCCUUCCACAGAUUCAAGCACAAGAUCAUAGUCUCCGACGUCAUGUUCAAGCGCCGGUGGAGCGACGUGAACGCGUCGGAUUUGCUGUCGCUGAGUGCCGACAUGUUGGACAUGGUGUCCAGCAAAAGAUUCACCGAUCCGGACGCCAACAUGGAGCCUUUUGGAGAUGCAAUAGCUGGAGAGAGCGCAGAAGGGAAGAUCGCAACGAAUGAGAAGAUUCUGAAGAUUAAGAAGGAGAUGGAGAAGAAGAGAUUGCUCGAGAACAAAGCCAGACGAAUCAACAGCAGCAACUCAGUUGCCAUGCCAAGCAAUUCUUGUGCUGACUCGAGAGAUGUGCUCUCGUCAGGGGAAAGAUCGAUGUCGGAGAUCACUAACCUCCCCAGAUUCAGGAUGAUAAGGGAUGCAGGAAGCAGUGGAUGCGCAGGGGCGAAAGAUGAGAAGCUGAGGAGGAUUUGGCUGCCGAUUGCGAGGCGGACAGUGCAGUGGUUUGCCGGCAGAGAGAGGAGAUCACAGACACAGUACAGUAGGACAAAGGAAGUUGCAAAUGUGUGAUUCAGCGUGGGUUUCAGAUUGUUUGAUCUGGUAAUGGAUAUAAUCUCAAUCACAAAUGCACAGUUAGGCUGAGUUCUUCUUUGUAUGGUUUGUCUGAUUUAUGAUUCUUCUUUUGGUUUCUUUUCAAUGAUUGAAAUGGUUUUGUAUCAUCACAGAAACUCUGAUUUGUAAGCUUGAAACUGGAGACUUCAAAUCAUAAGAUUUACAAGUUCGGAAAAACAAUGAGCUAAUAAUUCUUGUGUUUUUGUUGAGAAGAAUAACCAUAUCAUUAUUCUGUUCUGCAAUACUGGUCUUGUCUUAGGACACCGAACACCAAGGUAAAGAAUUGUCCCCUACAUUGGCCUUCGCAGUGAGAGAUCAAACUGCAUUUGGGAUGGAACUACAAUUAGGAAGCACUAAGAAAGGUUCAUAUGUGUAAUUUGCAAAAAUAAAAGUAAUAUCCACAUCAGAAGCUUGGGAAUUGUUUGGAGUAGUCAAGGAUCAGUAUCAGGAUAUCCAAAUAGGACAAGUUCCCAAAGGCUAAAAGAAGCAGAGGCGAGAGGGAGAACGAGGAUGGGUGGUAUUGUCAACAUGAGACGAGCCUGUAAAAGGCUUUCGUUACGUAAGUGCCAGCGCACCCCACUGCGACGGGUACGGGAUCUUUAUUCUACAAGCGCUCCCGCAUGUUAAUGCAUGUAGGUGCAAGCAAGACAUCAGAGAGGAAGAAAGAUGUGGAGGUUAUAGUACCAGGGAGCAGAGGAGAUCAGCUCGGCUCGGUCGGUGCAGCAACUCAAUCGGGUGAUCUCGGGGCGAUGCCGGUUUGCGUCGCUUGAACUGAGCAAGUGGGCGUAAGCACAUACAAUAAGGAUCAAGAAGAGCGAGAAAACCCUCUCUAAUGCGGGCCAUCGUCUAACUUGUAGAUGCUUCAUAUACUGCUACCAAGUUUU